AUGAGGAAGCUCAGGACGAUGACUAUUCCAGCCGUCGCUAUCUUGGUAGCCAUCAUAGGUAUGGAAAUCGUUCCAGUAGUGUCAGAACGGGGGCUUUUCUCAAGGGGCAGGAGGAAAGCGAAUGGGGAUAUCGACAAUAUUCUGGAACGAGCUGCAUUGGAAGAUGCAUCACCAGCUCAAGACUACGACCUAGAUGAUCUUCUGGAAGAACAAUUGCAACAGCGAGAUGGCAAACUUCAUCAUACCGGUACAAUCCGAAAAAUGCUUCAUCGAAAGCGAAAACGAAAACGAAGAAACGACAAGUAUACCCAAAGGGCAUUGGAACAAAGAAAACUGCAGAAGAUGGGAAGACGGAGAAAUUCUCGCCAAGGAGAUGCGCGUUUUUAUACGAGUAGCAGCAGCAGUAGCAGCAGUAGUAGUAGCAGCAGUAGCCGAAGUUUUGGAGGCAAGGGAAAAGGCAUGCGAAGAUCCAUGAUUGGCAGUGGCAAGGGGAUGGGGCGAUCCAAGGCAAGACGCUCGAAGCGGCGAUCGUUCCAGACUUUAUCUCCCACAUUUACGUCCAUUCCGUUCACUCGAUUCCCUACCUUUCAGCCAGUAAGCACACCAGCCCCUACCACGGCCAGUCCAGUAACCACCCCUGCCCCAACCACGGCGGCCCCGACGACUCCUACAACUCCCACCACAUCAGCCCCCACCCAACCGCUCACGCCAACCAUUUCCAACCAGCCAUCGCUCAGCAGGGUACCUUCAUCUCAGCCGAGUACUUCUGACUCUCCAAGUUUGAGUAAGAACCCGUCACAACAGCCAUCCUUAUCCGACGCGCCGUCGUUGAGUAACAACCCUUCAUCUUCAACAUCAGCUCCUACCACCUCAACCUCAGCUCCCACUCCGACAUAA
This is a messenger RNA of Seminavis robusta, 897 nucleotides long. Lineage: Eukaryota; Bacillariophyta; Bacillariophyceae; Naviculales; Naviculaceae. The record is from the annotation of a GenBank genome assembly.